Messenger RNA from Polychytrium aggregatum, 1211 nucleotides. RefSeq lists its product as uncharacterized. NCBI's taxonomy places the organism in Eukaryota, Fungi, Chytridiomycota, Chytridiomycetes, Polychytriales. The record is from RefSeq and is a predicted model, not a curated record. The coding region runs from base 97 to 996 and encodes 299 amino acids. The transcript has a single exon.
GGCUGCUGGCUACUCUCUUUUUUCUUUCGUAUCCCCGUCUUUGGUCCCUUUGCUCUAACAUUUUUGUAGAUAUCUAUUGCUGCGCUAGUGGACGGAAUGUCCACCGUCUCGUUCCUACUUUCCUUCCUUAUGAUAUGGUUUUCUAUUGUUCUCCCCUUUGGACCCUUUCCAGCCUCCCCCCCUCCCUCUCGCCUGCCCAUAAGCCCCCUCCUUUCUUUGUCCUAUCCUGCUGUCGGCUCUCACCAGUCGAACCUCCCUCGAUUCAGCCUUCCAGCUCCAGCCAGUCAACCAGCCAGCGGCCGCGCCUCAGUCCCAUCCGCUCCCGUGGCCUCAUCUCUCCCUCUGGAUCCUACAGAGUUUGAACUCCAAGAACGCACUGUCGGCGUCGACGUCGCGCCGCCACUCAACCAACCAACCACCCAACCAAACCCAUCCCUCUCAACGCAUCAUGGGCGCGACUCAUAUGUCUUUGAAUGUUUUCUUCUGGUUUCUAUCACCUUUGUCUUUUUUUCUUUCUUCUUUUUGUGUCUCUCCAUCGGUCCAUCAGUGCAGACCAAAGUUACCUCAGCUCCAUAUCCCAAUUCGAAGAAGGAACAGAAAAGAAAGAGAAGGAAAAAAGAAUCUCUCCUCCAAUCCGACCCUACAAUCCGACCCUACAAUCCGACCCUACAAUCCGACCCUACAAUCCGACCCUACAAUCCGACCCUACAAUCCGACAAAUCCCUCCCUCCCUCCCACCAAGAAAGUACGAAAAUGAAAAACCGAACAACCGGAGCUAUGAAUUCUAUUUGUUUUGUUGCUGCAGUUCGUUUCUGGCCAAUCCGUCAGUCCAAGCGCCAAAGAGAAGACAAGAACCAGUUUGCUCACCCACCAACCACACAGCCAAUCUACCUUACAGCCGACUCCAUGUCCUCCCAAAUGGAGUUUCGUCGCAUUGACCGAGCGAUACGAUGGUGUGUUGGUACUUUGCCGGUUCUUGGCCUCACUCAAAUAUAAUCCACAAAACGAAACGGGACAACCUUGUUUGAGUCCGGGCUGUCGCUCUUUCCGAGUCCUGAAUCCACAUCCCAUCCAUCGCUCAUAUGAGCAUAGCGCAGUGCAGCGAUGCGAAAAUCGAGGGUCCUGUGUUUGGCCAUGAUUGCAAUGAGUGGGUGGGUGUAUUCAGGUUCGAGAAAAACCCUGGCAUGGCUCAAAACGGGGUGCCCCAUUUC